Candidozyma haemuli is the source of this 711-nucleotide messenger RNA. RefSeq names its product Exm2p (gene EXM2). Gene Ontology annotation, molecular function: mRNA binding. Gene Ontology annotation, biological process: mRNA splice site recognition. The coding region runs from base 1 to 711 and encodes 236 amino acids. Gene Ontology annotation, cellular component: U1 snRNP; U2-type prespliceosome. Lineage: Eukaryota; Fungi; Ascomycota; Pichiomycetes; Serinales; Metschnikowiaceae. The record is from RefSeq and is a predicted model, not a curated record. The transcript has a single exon.
AUGGCUGACGAGCAGCGUGUGCUCCUAGAGCGCCUUAUGGGCAAAGAUGCUCUUAUAUCGCCCCAGCCUCGUCGAAAAGAAGUGGAACUCACGUCCAGCAAAGUCUGCAAGUCUUUCCUUGUAGGAAGCUGUCCAUACGACUUGUUAGCUGCCACCAAGUUAAAUAUCGGAAAGUGUCCUAAUUUGCAUCUGGAAAAGCAUAAGCUCGAGUAUGAGUACCGUACGAAAAAGCUUGGCGAGAAGUUUCCUGAAUUUGAGUAUGAAUACUACAAGACAUUGAGGAAAUGGCUUGAAGAGAUCGACUUUAGUGUUUCUACAGCAUUGAAACGUCUAGAUCAUACUCCAGAAGAAAGACAGAGGGUAGCUACUGUCACAAGGCAGCUUGAUGAUCUUGACGUGAAGAUUGGUCUUGCAGCGCUGGAAAUCACGCAUUUGGGUAAGGCUCAGGAAAUCACCAUGGCACUUAAACAAACCAUCAAAUUGGAAAAGCUCCUACGAGAGAGAGAAGGAUUGGCGGAACAGGCAAGACUAAUAGCAGAAAAUCUCGGCCAGUCAGCCCAACAAAAGCUUCAAGUCUGUGAGGUAUGUGGAGCAUACUUAUCCAGACUCGAUAACGAUAGACGUUUAGCCGAUCACUUUGUCGGUAAAAUCCACUUGGGCUACGAGCAGAUGCGUACAGUUUAUAAUGAUUUGAAACGGAAAUAUGGGUAA